AUGUCAUGCAUAUACAAACUUUCCAUAUCAGGAAUACGAUCUUUCUCAGAUGAGACCCAGGAAACAAUUCAGUUCAGCAAACCGUUAACUCUUAUCGUUGGCACAAACGGCUCUGGUAAGACCACCAUAAUCGAGUGCCUCAGAUACGCCACUACCAAUGAGUUGCCCCCAAAUACCAAAAAUGGUGCUUCAUUUAUCAAUGAUCCAAAUUUACACAGUUCUAAUGAGACGAAGGCUCAGAUCAAAUUGGCUUUUCAAAAUACAAGAAAAGUCAAUAUGAUCCUCAGCAAAAGUUUGAUGGCGAUCAAGAACCCGAGAACUCAGCAGAUCAGCUUCAAGACCAAAGAAAAUCAACUUAUGGCUAUACAUCAUGGUGAAAAACAGACAAUCAGCUCAAAGGUGGCUGAUAUUGAAAAUUUAAUACCACACCAUCUCGGAGUUUCCAAGGCGAUUCUAAACUAUGUAACCUUUUGUCAUCAGGAUGAAAGUUUAUGGCCCAUCAGUGAGUCUGCGGUGUUAAAGAAAAAGUUCGAUGAAAUUUUUGAUUCCAGUAAGUUUAUAAAGAUUUUAGAUUCAAUAAAACUGAUAACCAAGGAAAUCAACACAGACGUCAAGUUGAUAAACAACAACGUAGAACAUUUGAAAAAUGACAGAACAAGAGCUCAAAAUAAAAGGCAAUCGAUCAAAGUUCUACAGACACAUAUUAACAACAAUAAGACAGAAAUGCAGUUGCUUCAAGAACAUGUAGAUGAGGUAACACUGAAGCUUCAACAGUUAUACACUUCUAAUCAAGAUUACGAAAGAACGAUCUCCAAAAUGGAAUCGCUCGAACAGGAUAGAAGAAAUAUGCAGAAAAAUAUUGAAGGCAUCAAACUUACUACUGAAAUCAUUCACAAACCCAAGGAAGUUUUGUUAUCCGAGUUGAAUAAUUUUACGAAUGUUCUUGCUCAACAGACAAAUGAAUGUUUAUCGCUGCAAAACACCAUUGAGUCCAAACAAAAUAGUUUAUCGGCGACUCGAGAUAGCCUUAACAAGUUAUUGAUGAAAAGUGGUAAUUUAGAAGCACUUCACAACAAGCACCUAGCUAACAUACAAAAACGAAAGAAACUUAUUGAAGACUUAGAGGAGAAAAUCAGAAACUUGACAAGUAAAAAGCAAGAGAGGGAACAAAAAUAUACUGCAUUGUUGAGUGAGAUUUCUGCACAAUAUGAUAAAGCAAAGUUUUCCUUUACAAAGGAAACUCAGCAUUUGGAAUACAUGAAAAAAGAUUCCCAAAAUUUACGGAAUAAAAUUCAAGAACUUGAGUCACGAUAUGAGAGUAUUGCAGGUAAUCAAUCUAAACUUGAUACAUACCGGGCCAGCUUAUCAUUAAAGGAAGAGUCGUUUACUAAAAUUAAAGCCCUCAAUGAAAUUAGUACCAUCAGUCAACAGAUAGAUAUUGAGGGAAAAAAACUCACGCUACUUGAGAAAGACUAUCAGAAAGAGUUUGCUACAAAAUUAGGAGAGACUACACAGCUUGAAAGGCAAAUGAAGGAAGCAUAUUCCGAGAUAAAUAGAGAUUACAGAGAUGUUGAUAAAAAGUACACAAGUGAGUAUGCGAAGCUACAGACCAAAUUAGCAAUGGCCACAGACUUGACAACUUUGUACAAAGCAACAGAUAAUGGAGUUAUGGAAUUCCAUCAAACUCAAAUGCAAAAGAUUAACAACAUCAUCGAUGAAUUGUGGAAAAAGACUUAUACUGGUAAUGAUGUUGAGACAAUAAAGAUCAAAGCUGACCCGAUUGCCGUUAAAAAGAAGAGCGAGACUUCUGCUACAAACAACAGGUCGUACAACUAUCGUGUUGUUAUGAUCAAGAACGGGACUGAGUUGGAUAUGAGAGGUAGGUGUUCUGCCGGUCAAAGAGUUCUCGCCUCGAUCAUUAUACGGAUUGCUCUAGCUGAGUGCUUUUGUUUAAACUUCGGAAUGAUUGCUCUAGAUGAGCCGACAACGAACUUGGAUGAUGAGAAUAUUGAGAGUUUGGCGAAGGCUUUGCACGCUAUUAUUGAAGAGCGUUCAGUGCAGCGGAAUUUCCAGUUGAUUAUAAUUACACACGAUGAGAAGUUCUUGAGGUGUAUGAAUGCUGUUGACUUUACAGAUCACUAUUAUAAGGUGAUAAGAGAUGAAAGGCUUAACUCGACAAUUAAUAAGGUCAGUAUUGCCACAGUGACAGAG
Molecule: messenger RNA, 2211 nt
Organism: Pichia membranifaciens NRRL Y-2026
Lineage: Eukaryota; Fungi; Ascomycota; Pichiomycetes; Pichiales; Pichiaceae
Exons: 3
Biological process (GO): double-strand break repair; chromosome organization involved in meiotic cell cycle; telomere maintenance via telomerase
Cellular component (GO): condensed nuclear chromosome; Mre11 complex
Molecular function (GO): G-quadruplex DNA binding; ATP hydrolysis activity; double-stranded telomeric DNA binding
Source: RefSeq, a predicted model, not a curated record